CGCAAUGAACCCCUUAAAUAACGUUGAAUAUCCCCUCCCAUUUCAAUCGUCACUGCCCCCGAUUCUUCCUAAACUCCAACCUCAAAUCCCCGUCACAAAAAUGUUUAAAAUGGCCCCUUCCAGAAUAUUCGUCGCCACCAUGAUCGUAGUGGUAUCGGCCUCAUACCCCGAGUUUACCCCAGGAAAAGGCCUUCCCUCCCUCGAAGAACUCGGCUUGACCUCCGAGCAGCUCUUCACCACGCCCCCCCCAGCCCUCGCGACCCGGGUUGAUGAUAAAUACACACAGCACACCCGCUGCCGUAGCUCUAGCGAGGGAUCCGAAUAUGCCGCCAACGUCGACGACGUAAUUGCGUGCUACAACUACCUCGUCGCCCUCGGCGACUAUACCUGCAGAGAACGCGAACUCUGCAGGAUUGGCAGCGCUAAGAUUAGUGGGUUAAACAAGAACGGACAUAGAGCGAAUUUGGGUUGGGACGUUCCAUACGUUUUCUCUACCGCGAAGUGCUGGGAUGCGGCACUGGGACUGCAAUGGAUCUUUACAAAUUGUAACGAGGGUGGAAAAGUCAUGGGGUAUAAGGAGGUGGGUGGUGGAGAAUAUCUGAUCGCGGCUACUCGCUCCAACAUCGUUUUCGCAGCGGUUGUGGAUCCUCGUCCUGUGGAUCUUUGGAAGAUCUCCUGAAAAUAACCAGAGCCAUGCUGUCGUGGAGAGUGAGAGGUCUCUGUUAAGACAAUUUUGCUGUGGAUAUCCAUUAGUUUGACGUGGAUUUCUUUAAAAUAAAAUAAUAUCUCCUGUUGGCGAAUUCCUUCUCUUGACUCUCCGCUUGCAAUGUUACACCAUCGGAAUCUC
This is a messenger RNA of Pseudogymnoascus verrucosus, 847 nucleotides long. RefSeq lists its product as uncharacterized. The record is from RefSeq and is a predicted model, not a curated record. Bases 5 to 679 code for a protein of 224 amino acids. Lineage: Eukaryota; Fungi; Ascomycota; Leotiomycetes; Thelebolales; Thelebolaceae. The transcript has 3 exons.